Hevea brasiliensis (rubber tree) is the source of this 3036-nucleotide messenger RNA. RefSeq names its product transcription factor MYB3R-5. Lineage: Eukaryota; Viridiplantae; Streptophyta; Magnoliopsida; Malpighiales; Euphorbiaceae. Gene Ontology annotation, biological process: regulation of DNA-templated transcription. The record is from RefSeq and is a predicted model, not a curated record. Gene Ontology annotation, molecular function: RNA polymerase II cis-regulatory region sequence-specific DNA binding; DNA-binding transcription factor activity, RNA polymerase II-specific. The transcript has 9 exons. Gene Ontology annotation, cellular component: nucleus. The coding region runs from base 268 to 1941 and encodes 557 amino acids.
ACAAAAACAAGAAGGUCCCCAUAACGGCCAUUAACGGAGGCAGUCGGUGCUAAUGUAUUCGUUACAUAAAAAUCCACUAUAUAUAGUCCCUGCGCUUAAACGGGCGAGGAUUUUCGAAACAAAAGCACUUGUGGGUUUUGGCAGAGUGAUUUCCUUUUCCUUUCCCUUUGGCUUGAAAGGAUCAGUUACUGUUUCUUUCUUUCUUUCUUUCUCUCGAUGAGCUUCACUUCGAUUCCCGCCAAUUCUCUAUAAGCAGAGAAUAAGGAGAUGGGUGAGGUGAAGUUAGAGGAGUGCUGCCUUGAAAAUAAGCAAUUAACAGCAGCUUCAUGCUCGUCUAUAUCUGAAGGCAGUGUCAGUACAAUUCUCAAGUCUCCGGGAGUAUCCAGUCCAGCAACAGCUUCACCAAUUCAUAGGAGAACCACAGGGCCAAUAAGGCGAGCAAAAGGUGGCUGGACUCUAGAGGAGGAUGAGACAUUAAGAAAUGCUGUUGCUGCUUUUAAGGGGAAAAGUUGGAAGAAAAUAGCUGAGUUUUUCCCUGAUAGAUCAGAAGUGCAAUGUCUGCAUAGAUGGCAGAAGGUUCUUAAUCCUGAUCUUGUUAAAGGACCUUGGACUCAAGAGGAGGACGAUAAAAUUAUUGAUCUGGUAGCAAAAUAUGGACCCACAAAGUGGUCUGUCAUAGCAAAGUCUUUGCCUGGUCGCAUAGGGAAGCAAUGCCGAGAAAGGUGGCACAAUCAUUUGAAUCCUGAUAUUAAGAAUGGUGCUUGGACAUUAGAGGAGGAGUUGGCACUCAUGAAUGCCCAUCAGAUACAUGGGAACAAAUGGGCUGAAAUAGCUAAGGUUUUGUCUGGAAGGACUGAUAACUCUAUAAAGAAUCACUGGAAUAGUUCCUUGAAGAAAAAAUUAGAUUUCUAUUUGGCUACAGGGAAACUUCCUGCUGUUGUAAAGAGUGAUAUUGUUUUUUCUUCACGGAAACUUCCUUCAGUUGCAAAAACUAGUAUCCGAAGUGGAAGUGAAGAUUCGAAUAAACCUGCUGUCGCCAAGAUGAGUAAAGAUUCAGAUUCAACUGCUCAAACCUUAUCAGGAACUACUGAUGCAUGUAAGCUAGAAGAAAAUGGCAAGGAUGAAUUAGAGUCAUUAGCUCUGGUGCAAGAUAUGGCAGCUUCAUCAAGCGUUUUUCCAAAUGAGUCUACUGAUUCUGAAGGUGUAGAAUGUAAACAGCAUUCAUUUGUCACAUAUCAUAGUUGCUGUGAUUCAAAGUCGCUACGAAAAUGUGAGAAUUAUGGAAUCAACUAUGAAAUUAAUGAAGAGAAAGUUAUUGGGUCUCAAUUGCAGUUUCAAACAUCAACUUAUGGUUCUUUGUAUUAUGAACCACCACGAUUAGAAACUUUUACUCCAAUAGAUAUGGAUACUUUAGUUAUGCAUCAAGUGCAGCAUGAGUACAGUUCUAGCCCAAUUUCUUCUCCCGUUAGUUCCUUCACUCCACCUUGUGUGAAGAGUAGUUGUUUAAGCACCCAAAGCCCUGAAUCUAUAUUGAGAAUUGCUGCUAAGAGCUACCAAAACACGCCAUCCAUAUUUCGAAAGCGAAAGACUGGAAGUCAAAUGCACCUGCUUCCUAGUAAAAUUGGGAAAGUAGGUCAAGAAUCUGUUGAAGACAGGUUACAGAGAAGAAUUGAGAAUACUUCAGAGAAGGCUGGGUCUCAAGAAGGAAAUGUGUGCAACAGUCCUCGUCCAGAUAAUAGCACCUCCUUGUCUAAUGGUAAAGCUUUUAAUGCAUCUCCCCCAUACAGGUUGAAAUCCAAAAGAACUGCCGUUUUCAAGUCUGUAGAAAGGCAACUUGAGUUUACUUUUGACAAGGAGAAAUGUGAGAGCACCAAUUCUGUGAAUGGGAGCUCUCUUAUAAGUGAAGAUUGUUCUCUUGCAACAAAGAUGGGAGUGACCUAGAGGACAACCUGACAGCCUUCUCAUCAGGCGUAAAUCCCUUCUCCUUCAUCUGCUACAGAAACUACUUGGCUUCAUCCAGCUUCUACUCCCCACUUGUGGCCUUUGUCCUUGAUCUAAGAGAAGAGCUCCAAUAUCUCAUGGGUAAGGCUGUCUUUAGAUAAAGUGGCGAGCAUCUUAUGGAAGAUGAAUUGAAGUUCAGUCUUUGGGGUCAUUGUGCUCCUUGAUGACAGGCUUCUUGUUAAAGGGAUCAUAAGGCAGAGGGAGUUUUUUCUUCCAAUUUCUUUCAUAGCUUGAACACUCUACUUGUUCUGAUCAUCUUCAAAAUCAAAAUCAGAGGGUGAAAAGUUUACACUGUUGUUUAUUGCCUUCAUCUCCUACUUGUCAUUGGUGGACUCAGAGCAGAAUAAGUCCUUGAAAGUGGAACGUGGUUGUGGCAAUGGUUGCGAGGCAUUGGAAUGAACAAAGCACAACCACCAUGGCAGAGAGAUGGUUCUGGGUUUCAUGGAAUUCAAAACUUAUAAAAUGCAAAAUUUCUGAGGAAAAAAAAAAUGAAUUGCCAAUUUGGCAAUGGAGCUCAGAUUAGUGAACAAAAUUCUAUGUUUCGGUUUGUUUAAAUUUAAAUUGCAAAUUUGUUGAAUUUGUGAGGAGAUAUCAUUUGAAAAACCUUACUGGAGCUUUCAUGGAGAAAAUUUGUGAUGGAAGUGAAAAGGGCUGGAAAAGGAUUGCGAGAGAAAGAUGAAGGGGAAGGAGAUUUUCUCUUUUCUUUGCAGCAGCUGGAUCUUUUAGUCAUAUCAGAGCCAUUAAAUCUGCCAUGUUGGAUCCCUCUUUUGCUGUUUACUUGCUCCUUGGCUCAUGAUUACACUAUUUGUGCUGAUUGUACCAAUUUGUGUUCAAUUAUUAUGAUUUUAUUAAGUAUUCAAUAGGUUAAAAAAAUAGUUUAUGUGCUCAAUAGGUCAAUCCCAAAUUGUUCAGGGGUGCAGAUAAGUAUUUGGUUGGAUUGUAGUCACAGACUGCAUUGUAUGGUCAAUGCCUACAAAUUCAUGUAAAACCAAUUGAGAAUGUGGAAAUGUUCACAGGUUCCAAGGUUUACAUUCA